This is a messenger RNA of Dunckerocampus dactyliophorus (ringed pipefish), 4321 nucleotides long. RefSeq lists its product as uncharacterized. Gene Ontology annotation, molecular function: protein binding. The coding region runs from base 70 to 3108 and encodes 1012 amino acids. The record is from RefSeq and is a predicted model, not a curated record. NCBI's taxonomy places the organism in Eukaryota, Metazoa, Chordata, Actinopteri, Syngnathiformes, Syngnathidae. The transcript is spliced from 9 exons.
AACCUUGGUGUGAGCCAGUCGAGAAGCUCAAGAGCGACGAGAGAGGCUGAGAGCGGUGCUGGCGCGAACAUGGCGGAGACCGAACGGUCAUUCUACGAGUACCGGGAGAACCACGGCUAUGACAGAGACAGUGAGGGAUUCAAAGCAGCGCAACCGCUGCGGGGACGCGGCUGUGGAAGGAAACGGAAAGGGACACCAGUGAAAGUCUUUGUUACAGCCACCGAGGAGGAGAACAACCCUGAGCACACAUUCUGCAGAGGUGAUCGCAAGGAAGCAGCAGAGAGUAAGCGUCCCACACUGGACGGGCCUCUCCACAGCACAGAACCCACUCUUAGCAACUGCCCUCCAUCAGAGAAGACCCAGGACAAAAUCCCCAACACAUCCAAAGCCUCCAGCUCAGCCUCCACACCAGCAACCUCCUCGGCUCGAACCUCGACACCAGUGCCUGCCCCAGCCACUAACCCGACCACCUUAGCUCAAGCAGCCCCCUCUGUGACACCUGCACCUACAGCACCGGCUGCCCCAGUAGCCUCUGCUCCCGCCCCGGCAAGCAGCUCCUUCCCACCUUCCCCCAACUGUCGCAUCAGAGAGGUUCACUGCGGCAGCCAGGUGCGACUGGUGGUCAUCGCCAUCCGAGACAUCAUCAAGGGGGAGGAGAUUACUGUGGACUACAGCCUGACAGAGUGGGGAGAGAACCUGGGUUUCCGUGGUUCCAUGUCUGCAGCACACCACGACUGUAACUCUGACACAGAGAAUAACAACUUCAAAAAGGAGGACGAGCCCGUGUCUCUAACCACCCAGCAACAGAAGCAACGACCACAUCAAGACUUUGUCACCCCAUCUUGGUCCCUCUCCCCCUCCUCCUCCCCUAUCUCCCAUUCUGACGCCAGUGACUCCGAUGCAGGAGAUGAGGACAAUACAAGCCCCCGCGGACGUAUUUCACGGCGCCGUAGGAAGCGUCGCGGCACCCCUUCGAAGAAAAAGACCCCCAAUCGGACACCGCCUGUCUCCUCCAACCGUCCUCCCCCUUCAUCCCACCCUCCCUCAUCUUCUCCUUCCAGCUCCAUCGCUACUAAACCUGUGUUCAAAGCUCCUGCUCCACUCAGCCCCAACAGCUCAGGCAACAUGAACACAAAUAGCCCAAGAGGAAGCGUGUCCAUAGACGCCAUGCGCCAAACAUGUGACUACUGCGGACGCCACUUCCGUUCCUUGGGCCGCCAUCUAGACAAACACCACUCCCACCAGCCAGACGUGUGCUCUGCCCUUGUUGAGCAUUACACUCAGAUGCACAACACAAACCCGGUCUCAGUCAACACUCAACAUAACUCAAAGGCUUCACAGGCGGCAAACCAAAUGGAACAGAGUGGCGUUCAGGACCUCUCCUUGUCCCCGCCUCCUGCCACAGCAACCAAGCAAUCAAGCUCUAUCUCGCCGUCACUCACGCCACCGCGAGGACAGAACGCAGUGCCCGUGUCAGUCCUGAAGAGGAGCCCGCCCCCUGUGGCUGUGACUCCGCCCAAGAAGGCUGGCACAAGGAGGCUAAAGAGAGACCGACAGGAGGAAGGGGAGGAAGAAGAAGUCGUGGAGGUAAUGGAGGUAAAGAGGGCCAAAGAGGAGGAUGAUGAGAUUGAGUGUGCUCAGUCCUUCAGAAAUAAGUUGUCCAAAGAGAUGAAGCAGAGAAAAGAGGAUGAUGACAAGGAGGAGGAAGAAGAUGAGGAGGAAGAGGAAGAAAAUGGUGUGAUGGAGGUGGAUGAUGAAAGUGGUACAGAGGAUAAGGAAAAAGACUCUCUCGGUUCCGGGCGUCACCACAUGCUGCCACUCCUGUCAUCUUUAUCGUCCCUGGUACUGUACCUCCGCCGGCUGCAGCACUCAGCCUUCCUGUCGCUAUCUCGCCAGCUGCAGUCCGCCGAGGCCUGGCGUCUCCUUUGCCACUCCAGCCUGGCACUCCUCAUCUUGUACAACCGACGGCGUGAGUGCGAGGUAUCCAAGUUGUCUAUCACUGAGUACAGAGCACGCGUCACUCCACAGUGUCCUGUUCCCGUCCCACCUGGUGCUCCCCCGGCUCUCACCCCGCUGGAGGCCUCCUUGUCUCCCUUUGAGCGGCUGGUGCUUCCUCACCUCCCGCGAGUCGGCGUCCAAGGCAAGCGUGGACGCAUCCAGCCUCUCAUUCUUCCCCCUCACUGCGAACCCUGCCUGGAGCUCCUCCUGCAGACGCGGCAGGACGUGGGCGUAGACCCGGCCAACCCUUACGUUUUUGCCAGGCCUUACCACUCACCUGCCACACCCCUAAGAGGCACCGACCUCCUCCGCAGCCUGGCCCGCUCCAGCGGCACCCGCAAUCCCAGAGCCCUCACCCAGACGAGGGUUCGACGCCAGGUCGCUAUUUUGACCCAACUGCUGCUUCUCGGAGAGGGAGAGGAGCCAGGCCAGCCGGAGGGGAGUGCAGUGGAAAGGCUGGAGCAUUUCCUGGAGAGGGAAUACCAUGUGACACAGAACUGUGCCGGGAUUGGCCAAGAUCCAGGCCUGAUGGGCAGAGUGGGUCGUGUCGUGUUGUGCGGCGAGAGAGAUGGAGUGCUCUUCAGAGGGAUGAGCUUGAACCACAUCUGCUUGGAACUGGAUGUUAUGUCAGGAAACUCUGCUGACUCUUACUCAGAGGGAGAGUCCGAAGGGGAGCUGAAGGAGAAACCAGAGUCCCCUGCCAUUUCUCCUACGCCAAAACCUGCACCGACCCUGCUGUAUGUCAGGAAGGGCAAGAACAAUGGCCGAGUGGGACGACCCAAGAAACUCAAGAACAGCCAAGCACCUCCUCUGCCUCCACCGCCUCCUCCUCCACCACCUAUUAACCGCAGGAGAGGCUCAGGUAAGCGUGGCGUCCUGAAGCGUCCGUGGUCAGAGGCCGAGCGAGCGGCAGUCGAGGAGCACUUGACCCAAAACAUCAACGAGCUCCGCGUGCCGGCCAAGGCUGACUGCGAGCGCUGUUUGCAGCAGUGCCCUCUGCUGGUCAACAACCAGCGGGACUGGCGGGCCAUUAAAUUUUAUUGCCACAAUCGCAUCCAGCUGCUGAAGAAGAAUCAGCGGCGUGAAAGCGAGCCCCUCCCUGUGUGCUGAAAUUGGAGGGCGACGGGGACCUUGAGUCCGAUGCAGUGCAGCUGAACAGAGCAGAAUCUCAAAAUGGUACUUAAAAUUUCACAGUCCUAAUUUCACUUUAUUGUGAUGACUUCUAAGUAGAUGGUAUUUUAGUAUGAGCCUCUUCAAGAACACUUUUCUUUUUUUUACUUCUCUCGUGGUCUGAGAGUACAUGACACUGACUUCAGCUUGCGCUGUGUUGUGUGUGGACGGCUCCUCUCAGAACUAAAAUAUGUGAACUUGUGCUGCAUUUAAUCCAUACAGUGUUGUUGUACGAACAUUAUGAAGUAGCAUUAGUGGUUCAUGCACCUGGAGAUGUGACAAGGACUACUUUCCAUCUACUCAACUUCCAGAGAGGCAGAGAAGGUCUUAUCAUGGCUAAUGUAGAUGAAUCCAAACACUAUUUCUUCUCUUUCGGCAGUUGACCUCCAUUUUAGCUUUUGUCUUAAGUUACGGUAGGUGAUCACUCAGCGUCUCUUGUAGAGUCUAGUUAGUUUCCUUCAAGACAACGUCCCAAUGGAGGCAAUUCCAAAGAGUAGAAGUUGUAGAUGUACUGUGACCAUGUUAAAUGUCAUCAGAAUGUUAAGGUGUUCAAUUUGUAUACCUAAAAUGUCUAGUUCGGAUCUUCACACAUGGAACAGAACCUUGUCAAAAACCUUUUGGGUUGGACUUUUUCAGUGCUAUAGGCCUGUAAGCUGGAUAUCACUUUAAAUGUAAAUAGGAGACUCGUGCUCGUGUUAAGUUACUUCAAAAGUGGGCUGUUACAAUAUCUGAAAGUGAUUGUUCUGUUUUUUGUUGCAAUGUCAGUGUAGUCUUCUCCAUUGAGUCAGAGUUGUCCCUUUUACAGCCACACUGAACACUUUUCAGCUACACCACAUCUUUGCAUUAUUUUUGCGUCAGAAAAGUCUUUUGAACCAUCAUGCAACAAUUUCUGUGAAAACCCAAGAUGGAUACUUGAAGUUAAUGAAACAUUCUUGCCCUACCCUUGCCAGUUACAAUGUAUAUAACAAAUAUAUUAUCAUUAUACAAAAUUGUAGACUAUAUGUAGCCUUUCCAUGUGUGAGUUCUGACUAUCUGUACAUAAUCUUGUUUUGUAAAUACUUCUCAGAGAAACGAAGAGAAAAAACACAAUGUUUGACUUGCCUUGGUUAGUGUUAUGUUUUUUCUUUUUUUAAUAAGUCUUAUAAAAACAAAA